This is a messenger RNA of Dioszegia hungarica, 1212 nucleotides long. Its product is annotated as GHMP kinase. The record is from RefSeq and is a predicted model, not a curated record. Gene Ontology annotation, cellular component: cytosol. Lineage: Eukaryota; Fungi; Basidiomycota; Tremellomycetes; Tremellales; Bulleribasidiaceae. Gene Ontology annotation, biological process: isoprenoid biosynthetic process; isopentenyl diphosphate biosynthetic process, mevalonate pathway. The coding region runs from base 1 to 1212 and encodes 403 amino acids. The transcript is spliced from 3 exons. Gene Ontology annotation, molecular function: diphosphomevalonate decarboxylase activity; ATP binding.
AUGCCUACCUACGAAGCCACCUCCACCGCGCCCGUCAACAUUGCAGUCAUCAAGUACUGGGGCAAGCGCGAUACCGCCCUCAUCCUCCCUACAAACUCCUCGCUCUCCGUCACGCUCGACCAGGACCACCUCCGCUCGCAGACCACCUCGCGAUGCGACGAGUCAUUCGAGAAGGGGGACAGGCUUUGGUUGAAUGGGAAAGAGGAGGCGGUCAAGGCGGACGGGCGAUUGGGGGUGUGUAUUCGGGAAUUGAGGAAGAUGAGGAGUGAGGUCGAGCAGGGAGAUGAGAAGCUGCCAAAGCUGUCCCAAUGGCCCCUGCGCAUAGCCUCAUACAACAAUUUCCCUACUGCCGCCGGUCUCGCUUCGUCCGCAUCCGGCCUCGCCGCCCUCGUCGCCUCCCUCGCCCAGCUCUACGAGCUCCCCCAAUCCCCCUCCCUCCUCUCCUGCAUCGCCCGUCAAGGCUCUGGCUCGGCCUGUCGGUCCCUCUUCGGUGGCUAUGUCGCCUGGCGCGAAGGCACCUCCUCAGACGGGUCCGACUCACUCGCCGAGGAGGUCGCGUCCCGGGACCACUGGCCCGAGAUGCACGCCCUGAUCUGCGUCGUUUCCGAUAAGAAGAAGGGCACGUCCUCCACUUCCGGGAUGCAACGGACGGUCGAAACUUCCCCUCUGCUCCAACAUCGCCUCACCCUCGUCCCCGGCCGUAUGAAGGAGAUGGAGUCGGCUAUCGCUUCUCGGGACUUUGACGCCUUUGCGGCGCUCACCAUGGCCGACUCGAACAACUUUCACGCGGUCUGCCUGGACACCUCCCCUCCCAUCUUCUACCUCAACGACGUCUCGCGCGCACUCAUCGGUCUCGUCGAGGAACUCAACCGCGCGAGCAAGGAAGCGACCGGACACCUCAUUGCGGGGUACACGUUCGACGCGGGACCCAACUGCGUCAUCUAUGCCCUCGAGGGCAACAUUGCCACGGUGAUCAGGGCGGUGCAGAGGUAUUUCCCGACCGAGGCGGCGUUCCCGGAUCCGUUUGGCGUGCUGGGAGGGAAGGAGGCUGGGGAGGUGGAUGUCAAGGGGUUCAAUGUCGAGUGGAGCUCGGCGUGGGACAAGGGGAGCGUCAAGAGCUUGAUUCAUACGCGGGUGGGAGAUGGGCCGAGGAAGUUGGGCCAGGAGGAGAGUCUGUUGAAGGAGGAUGGGACGCCAAAGACUGUGGUCUAG